Molecule: messenger RNA, 4071 nt
Organism: Botrytis fragariae
Lineage: Eukaryota; Fungi; Ascomycota; Leotiomycetes; Helotiales; Sclerotiniaceae
Exons: 5
Coding region: 1-4071 (1356 amino acids)
Source: RefSeq, a predicted model, not a curated record
AUGAGAUUUCCAAGACUAAAAUCCCCAGUCUCCAUGACUGACUCACUGAUAGAUAUAGAUAUGAUGUACAACAAUUCAUCAACACCAGAAGAGGCUAAUCUUCAGUCCUCUAAAACAGAUAAUGUUUGGGACAAUCCAAUUGUACCACGCACUGAAUUGAUCAAUUCAAACACUUCAAAUCUUAACGAUCAAACUUCAAGUCCUCUAACCGCAAAAAACCUCGAGAUUUUGAGUAAUUCGACACAUUCUAGUCCCGUAAAACACGGAAGCAUAUCAUCAAAAACCACAACUGUUCAUUCUGGCUCAGUUGAAGAGGUCUUCAAGCAAGUAGAAGAUCAAGAUCGGCAGGAGCUUCCAGCAAUUGAUAAAAGCACAACAGCAACGACCAUAGCUAACAUAUUAAAUGCCAACAAUCCUGGCCUCUUCCAGUUACUCAACAUUCGAAAUAUAAGUUUAGUAGGAGAUCUUGUAGGAAGACUUGUUAAUUUCGAUCAGCGCGAACCUAUUCUCCAAAGAUAUCAAUAUUUCGAACCACAUCCAGUAGCAGGAACGAAUAGCCUUCUUUCGUGGCUUACUUCGCAGGAAAAAAUGGCGGAAGAAACCAUUAAGUCUGAAAGCCGUGAAUUCUUUCAUUGGGGCUGGAAUCCAGCAAUCUUUUCACGAGCAGUUCGAUUGGGCGUACAUGCUCCUUUCAUAGUUCCAUACGAGAUCAGCACGGAGGCGGGAAAUUGGUUUAGGGGAUACAAUAAAACAAACAGAGAUACAUUGGCCUGGGAGGUCUUAUAUCAUACAAUUUUCCCUCAAAGUGGAAUGAAGCACAACUCCUAUGAGUUUCGGGCUUUAGCAAAUGAUUUUUUCUCUGGAAAAGAGGUUCAAAAUGCAGAGUACUACGCUCAUUUGACUGAGCCGGAUAUACCCUCUGUAGAAAAGGGUUCAGCGUCCAAGCUAUUUCAUAUUACAGCAAUUGAUAUGGGUGAAUCCAGGCAGAAUCUUCACCGUAACCUGUAUGGAGGGGCCGAGGGCAUAGAAUCCGCCAGACUCAAACCAAUUGUGGACCUUUUCCUCAUCGAACUUAUCCAAAUGAACGAGAUUGAAAAUGCACUCAUUCGUGUAGAGAAGGAUAAACGCAUGGAAAAGUCAAGUUUCACAGUUGCCAAAGUCCAGGGUACGGAUGUUCGACGUUCCUCAAGGUAUCAUGAAUGCCUUCAUAAACUCAACACUUUGGAGAGAAACAAGGAGGAACCAGGAGAAGCUGCAGCUAGAAGUGUUUUGAAGGAUUUUGUUCAAGAUAUCAACAUCCAUGGAUUGGACUCAAUAAUGGGAUCGGAAACCUGGUCUGUAACUCAUAUACGUACCGUUCCGACAUUAGAUGAGCAUGUCGAGGAAAUCACAGUCGUUGAGGCCGCUACUCCUGGUACACCUAACAAUGGAGGCAAUUUGUUUUCACCUCGUUCUACUUCACCGCUGUUAAUUCUAGAUAUUUCAGAGCCAAAGACAGAGACAGCGCCAAGAAAGACGAAGAAGAAGAAGACAAAGGGUAAGAAUAACGCAAAGAAGGUUUUGAAGCAGGAAAUCGACCCUGAGUCUACAGUGGCGGAAGCCAGAAGUCAAACUUCUGAGAUCAUUAACAAGGCAACUCCUUCCAUUGCAUCUGACCCAUUAAAUUACCAUUUCGACGACGCUACGGAUCCAGUAAUCGAGGAUGACUCAAAUUGGGAGAUCGUGAAGCCCAAGCCUAGUAAGCCAAAGGGCCCACAGGCUACCCAACAGACUCGUGCAGCUCAUUCUUCCAAAGCUUAUAAAGAUAGUUCCGUCAUUGCCAAAGUCCCACCCAGUUAUAGCGUUAGUCGAAAGAAGACAAAGGUACCCACAAAGGUAUCAACUCAGACUACGGCCGCUACUUCAAAGAGCGGUGAGAAGUUUGAGAUCAAGAGCUUAAACGACUUUCCGGAAAUGAUCUCACCUUCAAAGAAUGUCGUACAACAAACUCUUGGAUCUACCAAAAAGAGGUCUACGGUCGUAACGGUACAGGAGGUUUUGCCACAGGCACCCUCAGAAACUCCAGCCAAAGAAGAGUCUACAAUUCUGCCAGAAGAAUUUCUUCUACCAAGUAUAGACCUUGAUAUCGGGGCUAGUAUUGAAGCUGAAAUUGAUCACGAUCAAUCAAAGAUUUCUGUUCAAUCAGCAACAGUCAUAUUAUCACCUGUACCUUCGACAAAACAAGCCAGUCUCCCUAUUGAAGAUUCGGCUGAAGAUGUCUUUGAAUUCGCUACAAUCGGUAUUUCUACAGACGCUGAGCCCCCUCGAAGCUUAAUCGAUGAAAUCAAGGCAGCGAUAUCUAUCGAAUAUAGCGUCAUAAAGGAUGGCUCUACUAGUACAAUAGGCACCGAGCCCGAGGUCGAAAAUAUCACUACAAUUUUGCCGAGAAAUUCAUCACCUGAUUGUCAAACACCUCCUGGGCUUACUUUGAGUCGUGAUGCACCAAUCUAUCUAGACAAUUUCGAUGACCACGACCAGAUAGUCGAAAAACGAUUCCGAAGUUCUUCAACUAACGCCAUGAUUACCUCGGGUCCCUCUAUGUUUGACGAUGAUGAGGAAAACUCUGAUCCUGGUAUCUUUAUCGAUAGACCUGCGUCCGUUUCUGAGAUUACAAUCACGAAGUCGAUAGUGGAUAGUUCUAUUAAAGUUUCCAAUUCAAGAGUGUAUCCACGUAUGCUACCAUUAGCAAUAUCACUGGGUUCUGCUACUGGUAAAUUCGGAUCAGUCCACGAUCUGCGUGCUGUUAAUACUGCAUCUUCUAAUGACGCUGUUGUAAAUGCUCCUACAAUCGGUACCUCACCAGUCUCUGAUAGCGUAUCUGUGAAUGACAUUGUCAAUGACGCAUCUGAAGCUGCAACAGCAUUCGUCUCAGAGGCUUGUGCUGGCAAUGAAGACACCCCGCUAUCUAUGGAAACCGCUCCGAUACCUGCCAGUGAGCCUGUUGCAAUUGCUAGCUCUACAUUAACUAUUCAUGGGCCACAACCUCGAAGCUUCCGCCCAUCUUUGAUGGAUUUGGAUUCCCUACACUUGAAUCCUACAGAAGCUGCCCCUCUAGGAAGCCAAACACCUGCUCGGCAGGCAAGUGUAGCAAGUUGUGACGCUGCAGGACAAAAAUUAUCUGACUUUUCCAAUGGUUGGAGUCGACAACAACUAUCAAGCAGUACCAUUAUCAAUUCGGGUCCACGUACACACACGGAGCCAGACACAGCUCGAAUACCCUUUGACUGUACUUAUUGCAAUGAUCAUCAUCAUGCUACAAUAGACAGUCCUAUGGUCCUAUGCUAUGGCUGUGGUCCCGAUAGUGGUAUCAAAUAUUGUUCGAUAGCAUGUCUUCUAGCAGAAAGCCUUGCUCAUGCCGAUGUCUGUCAAGAUAUUGUGGAUGACUCCGAGACAUUUACAAUUGGUCGCCCAACAGCAUAUCAAAUAUAUUACACUGGUAUUCUCGCAGCUCCUUCUACGUUCGGAACUAUAUUUAAGAAGUCAAUCUAUGCCUACCGUCAAAAAGUUUUCGCAAUGUACUGUCGUAGCGGACCAUUUCCACAAGUUCAUAAAGCAUGGGCUCGCAAAAACAACACUUUACCCACUCUUCCAGAACAAGAUGCAAUCGAGGCCACCAAGAAGACCGGUAGUUAUUUUGUAUUCAAAUCUGCUUUGACAAGUAACAACAAUCGCAUGAAUCUGGACAGUACAGUCAUCUGUACGAUCAAGUUUCGUCCUAACGAUCGUAUGUUGCAAGCGGUCGAUCGAUGCCUUGAAUCUUGCUUUAGAUUGAGUCACGACCACGACUACGCUGUCAAUGAAUUCUUGUAUAGACUCAUCAAGGAUCUACUUUCUGACGAUGAAUCCUUUGAUUGCUUCCCACACACAGAAGAUCGAUUAACUGUAUUUCAUGAAUUCCAACAUCAAUAUGAUCUAGAAUUCGGUUUUAACGCUGACAUGCAGAGCGCACGAUCUGACAAAUUCGAUUUCGAGUCGGAGUGGUCUCUCAUUGAAUAUCUUUUGAGUCGAUCAGAGUUUGAGGAAUUGGUCUAG